AAGUAAUAACAGUCUACUGUGCUCCAUUUACAGUUAGAGAUAGAUCUACGGUAGUCUAACAGUGGAAUUUUAAUAUAGGGAAACACAAUAGAAGACAUUCGUAGCACAAUUUUCACCGUCACUGUAUAAGUGUUUUCAAGUGUUAGGACAAUGGCCGACAAAGACGAGGCUCUGCAUUAUCUACUGAACAAGCUCAAGAGUGAUGACGGCUGGUCAGGUUCCAAUCUGGCAUGGAACGUGGACAAACUGUCUGUAAUUGCAGACAUGUUCCGUGCACUCGAUGGAGCGGCAAAGGUCAAAGUUCUUGUCUCGUUUAUGAGCAUGACACCUCGAACAGUGAGCCAGUGCUCUACAGAGAUGAACCAAGUGUUGCGUCUAGCUCGUCGUGAUGGUGAUGAGUGGGUGAGGCUGUUUGCCAGUCUAUUGGGUCCAUUCCCUGACUUUCAGAGGGUCAGCUCGGACCUCGUGACAGAGGAGCAGAUGGAGGGACUCGCUGAGGAAUUGGAGGGGGCGUUGAAUCACGACUCUGCAAAUAUAUUCAUCCCUCACGAAUAUGCCUACCUCAAUCAGACAGUGCUAGCGAGUAGCCAUGGUUACAACCCACCGUCUGACCACACCCAUUUUCUCCUCAAGAAGAAACCACAGGCCAGUGUUCAAUUGAGAAACGAGAUAUUACAGAGAGCCGGGACUGACUUCUCUCAGACUGGUUCAUUGGUCAAAGACAGACACUUGCUACAGAGACAGAUGUCAUCAUCUCUCAACAGCUCCACCGCUUUUGUGCCGACGGUGCGGUCCCACAGCUCUCGUAAAGCCAUCCCCAUACCCACCAACAGAGUGCAACGGGAGAGGGGCACUAAGCUGCUCAACAUCGAUGAGGUUCCUGUGAGCAUACGAAGAAAAAGGAAGACCAUCACUGCAGAGGACGGGGCUCCCUCGACUGCCAGUCGCCCGGACACCAAGAAGCACCUCCGCAUUCCCUCAAAGUCCGAGGCUGAUACGACCGCCAUCCCCCAAACUACACAGCUGCCCACAUCUCCACAGAUCACAGCCACUCCAGACUAUGCAGCUGGUUUGGGGUCAGAGUUCACCGCCUCGUCUAUGUACUCCCAACACAAGUAUCCCAGUGCGGUUGAGGCAGUGACUACACCUACUUACACAGGUCAAGUGUCACCACCACGUAUCCAGUCACCCGAAGCAUUGAUCACCCCCGUCCCCCUACCAAAGGCUCCACCCACUCCUGGUCCAUCCACCAGUGCCCCACCUCCCACACAACCUGUAACUCCCACUACACCACUCCCUCCUGCUGCUGUUGCUAAGCAACCUAACAAGGGCCUCAAACUCAGUCGCCACCAGCUGCUGGUUGCCCAGGAGAUGUUCAAGGAGAGCCCUACUCUCACCAAGGCACAGAAGACACUCAUCCUUGGAUUCAUGGCAGGAGCUAGAGACAACCCCAACCCUGAUCAACCUGUGGUCACCAUCAAACUCAACGAGAGACAGGAGAUGGAGGAGGUGGCGGGUCCUGAAGGGGGUGUGGUCAAGAGGAUCGUGUACGAGACUGUGUUUGAGAUGAACUAUUCUAAUGGCCAAUGGAGAAAGCUACAGAUCAAGAGAGCAUACCCUGUUCAACAACCCGCUAGCAUAUUGUGACUGAUACAUAUUGUAUUGAUAAUUAUUUUAGACUCUCGUGUAAUAAUUGUGCUCAUGCACAUGUUUCAUCAUAGAUUAUUCAAUAAUCUAUGGUUUCGAAUGUGACAAGUUAAUGUGUAUAAAUCAAUAA
This is a messenger RNA of Halichondria panicea, 1777 nucleotides long. RefSeq names its product negative elongation factor A-like. Bases 151 to 1647 code for a protein of 498 amino acids. The record is from RefSeq and is a predicted model, not a curated record. NCBI's taxonomy places the organism in Eukaryota, Metazoa, Porifera, Demospongiae, Suberitida, Halichondriidae. The transcript has 12 exons.